Molecule: messenger RNA, 2406 nt
Organism: Drosophila obscura
Lineage: Eukaryota; Metazoa; Arthropoda; Insecta; Diptera; Drosophilidae
Gene: Lac
Product: lachesin
Exons: 2
Coding region: 471-1568 (365 amino acids)
Cellular component (GO): neuron projection
Source: RefSeq, a predicted model, not a curated record
UUUUCGAAGUGACUUUUUUAUUCGUUGCGCGCCAUUCGAAGAGUCAAGUUGUUAAUUGUCGCGUCGUGUGUGAAAAGUACUCUGGCUGAUCAAACUCGGCUUACAUGCAUACAUACUCAACCAGUUAAGAGGCACGGCACUGAGAGAGACCAAAGAGUCUGAAAACCAGCUUAGAGCGAGCCGACAAGUGUGUCUUGCAAACAGCAUCCGCUCUUGCCCGUGCAAGCAAGCGAAACAGCAUUACCUGUGUUAUUUUGGAGUCGUCUUCUCUUGCUUCUCUCUUCUACGUGGAGCGUAGCUUGGCGAGCGUCUUUUCUUCAGCCAAGAAUUCAUUCCAUUCCCCACGCUCUCAGCUCCGCUCGCGCGUUAUUAACAGCUCUCGAUAGUGUAGGGUGUGGUGCUGGGCGCUUUUUCACAUUUGGCGCACGCGAAACUCAGGAGAAUUCAUUCAACACAGUUUCACCAAUAAUAUGUGGCGCCCUAAGAUGGUAAAUAACGUGGGAGGCACGGUAGCUGGAUCCCUUCUGCUGGGACUCGCCCUCCUCGCCACGCAGGCAGAGGCGCAGAGGACGCCAACCAUUUCGUACAUCACACAGGAGCAGAUCAAGGACAUCGGCGGCACUGUCGAGUUCGACUGCUCCGUUCAGUAUGCCAAGGAGUACAACGUACUCUUCCUCAAGACCGACUCGGAUCCCGUCUUCCUCUCCACGGGCUCCACGCUCGUCAUCAAAGACUCGCGCUUCUCGCUGCGCUACGAUCCCAGCUCUUCCACCUACAAGCUGCAAAUCAAGGACAUCCAGGAGACGGACGCUGGCACCUACACCUGUCAGGUGGUGAUCUCCACCGUGCACAAGGUGAGCGCCGAAGUCAAGCUCUCUGUGCGCCGCCCGCCCGUCAUCUCCGACAACUCCACGCAAUCGAUUGUGGCCAGCGAGGGCAGCGAGGUCCAAAUGGAGUGCUUUGCCAGCGGUUACCCAACUCCGUCCAUCACAUGGCGUCGCGAGAACAAUGCCAUUCUGCCAACGGAUAGUGCCACCUAUGUGGGUAAUAUACUGCGAAUCAAGUCGGUGAAGAAGGAGGACCGCGGCACCUACUACUGUGUGGCCGACAACGGUGUCAGCAAGGGAGAUCGCCGCAACAUUAACGUGGAGGUGGAGUUUUCGCCAGUGAUAACCGCGCCGCGGCCCCGUCUCGGCCAGAUGCUGCAGUAUGACAUGGAUCUGGAGUGCCACAUUGAGGCCUACCCACCGCCGGCCAUUGUCUGGACCAAGGAUGACAUCCAGUUGGCCAACAACCAGCACUACAGCAUCUCGCACUUUGCCACCACCGACGAGGUCACCGACUCGACGCUGCGUGUGAUCACCAUCGAGAAGCGCCAGUACGGAGAUUAUGUGUGCAAGGCCACCAAUCGCUUUGGCGAGGCCGAGGCCCGUGUGAAUCUGUUUGAGACCAAUAUUCCGGUGUGCCCGCCGGCCUGUGGUCGGGCGUCCUAUGCCGGAGCCGAGGAUGUGGCUGCCUCCUCCUUUGCCCUGGUGGGCAUCUUGAUGGCGCUGCUCUUCACCAGAUAAGCCAAUGGUCCCGCACUGACUCUGACUACAAACGCUCCAAGUCCAAAACAUCAAUCAGCCCUCGAAUACAUAAAUAUAUACUAUACACACAUAGCUAUAUAGUAACCUACAUCAUAUACAGAUCCAACCAACAGACGUCGCAAAUGAAUAUCCCCCUCCCCCUCCCCACCACCCAGACUCCAGAAAAUGUUUCAUUUCGAUUCUCUUUCCCUCUGUUCCUGUCUUUGUUUUGUAGUUUCUGUUUCUGUUUCCUUUUCCUUUUCCGUUUCGCCCUGUCCAAUCUUCAAACGUCCAAUAUUAUGUCUUAAGUUAAGUACGCUAAGUGAAAGGGCCCACGAUAACUAGAUCAGAACAGUCGAUAUAGUUUAUUUAGAACCUAAAAGCCGAACCCAGCCGCCACAUUCGUCCGUUUUGUUUUCUGAUCUGGCUCUGUAUAUGUUUUAAAUAUGUAUUUUAUUCUAAGCAAAAGACAAUGACAAUGACGACGACGACGACACACAUCACAGCAUUCCAAGUACACAUCUCAGAAUUAUGGGAGUAUUUUAUGUUUAUUUAAUAAAUAUUAAAGUAUUUUCGUUCUGCAAAACAUGACACACCACACCCCAAAACAAAACUACAAAUUUGCAUUGGUAUCGCGGCUAAAUUCAUAUCCGAAUGAAGGCAACAUCGUUGUGUACAUCAUUAGCUCCUAAGCGCAUUUCGAAAGUCUUUUGAACACCGACAAAUUGUACGCCCUAUUUUUAAUGAGGGUGUAGCAAAAAAAUCUAUUUCGACUUUGUACUAAAAUAUAAAAACCAAAACAAAACAAAAAAAAAUGAAUAAAAAUAUAUAAAAGUAA